GGCUGGUGUUUGUGCUGUCAGUUGUCCGUCCUACUAGUACGUGUUAGUAGGCGGACUUGGUGAAAUAAAUCGUGGAAGGUGGUAACAAGAAAGAGAUUUUAAGAAAUGAAAAUUCCACUGAGAGAACAUUUCCCUUAAUAUUUCCAAUUCGUUUGAUUAAAAUUCGCAGGUUCACUUGUUUGAUCUACCAUUUUGUGUUCCUUAACAUGUAAUAAUUCUGUGAAGUGCAACCAACCCAGUAUCAAGAGGGGUCUAUCGGAAGUGUUCUGUGUUUGUGGUGUGCUGCGUAUGAAUGGAGUGUGUUGUAUUAUAGUUUCUUGGUGGUGUUUAAUGAUCAAAGGACGUAUGUGAACCUGAUAAACAAAAAAGAAAACUUAACAAUCGAUUGAAAUUGUAAGAAAGGGUGGAUGAAAAAGAGCUAUAAAAUCUCUUGCAAAAUAGAUUUCCAACAGCACAACACGGCAGACGUAGGAGAAUAUAAGAUGACGACCCGAUUCAAAGAUUGAUGGCGCGCCAGCGGUAGUACAGCCCCUCAGCUCUUCCUCCCAGAAGAGACGAGGAAGAAUUCAUCCACAAUCCUUCACCAACUCCCCUUCCCUUAUUCCCUUCUCCGCCCAAAACCCUCUCUCAUAACCAUAACCAUGGACCACAGUGUGAAAGCCAUGAACUCUCACCGUAAACUGGCCUUUUCCCGCCUUCUAAACCGCCACCGGUUCGAAAAUGACGAGCUGGAGAGUCUGUACCAGCGGUACAUCUUCAAACUCCAGCACUCAUCCGUGGCAAGUGUCGUGGCGCUGUUCGUGAUCCUGACGGGCAUCCUGGCUAACCUGAGCCUCGCCUAUGCGCAGGCGCCCACUGCGCAGAAUAUCUACCACAGCCUCCACUGUCUCCUGUUCGCACUGCUCCUUGCCUUUCUCAACACUCGACUGAUGCAGGACGCCUACCUCCUCUGGGUGUGCUAUGCCAUCCUGUUCUUCUGCACCACCUUCUGCGCCGUUGCCAUGCCCCUUGGUCCAGAAGAUCCCACCGCAGGUGGAGGGGGGAUGGGAGUCGAGACGCGGCGUGUGCUGGCAGAGGGCGUGUGGCAGGUGGUUUUUGUCGUGUUCCUGGCAUACGCCAUGAUGCCUCUAAAGACGUGGGUGGCUGCUGUGUUCGGAGUGUUCCUGCCAGUGGUGCACGUUAUUGUGGCAGCCAUCUUUGCAAAGGAAUUCCCAUCUCUUACUUGGCAACAGGCGACGGCGAACGUGAUCGUGUUCGUGUGCGUGAACGUUGUGGGCGUGUUCAUGCACAAUCUGAUGGAGCACGCCCAGAGGAAGGCGUUCCUAGACACCCGAAACUGCAUCGCUGCGCGUCUCGAAAUGGAGGACGAGAAUGAGAAAUUGGAGCGGUUACUGCUGUCAGUCCUGCCUCAGCAUGUGGCUAUGGAGAUGAAGGCGGACAUCAUCUCUCCUGUUGAAGGGCAGUUCCACAAGAUUUACAUCCAGAGGCACGAGAAUGUGAGUAUCCUGUUUGCUGAUAUUGUUGGCUUCACUGUAUUGGCAUCGCAGUGUACAGCACAAGAAUUGGUACGCCUUCUCAAUGAGCUCUUUGGACGUUUUGACCAACUUGCUAGUGAUAACCAUUGUUUGCGGAUCAAGAUUCUGGGUGACUGUUACUAUUGUGUAUCUGGCCUGCCUGAACCUCGCUCAGACCAUGCCCACUGCACUGUUGAGAUGGGCCUGGACAUGAUUGAUGCUAUAGCGUCAGUUGUUGAGGCAACAGAUGUGCAGUUGAACAUGCGAGUGGGGAUUCACUCAGGGCGUGUUCUGUGCGGUGUACUUGGGUUACGCAAGUGGCAGUAUGAUGUCUGGUCCAAUGAUGUUACUCUUGCCAAUAAUAUGGAGGCAGGAGGGGAGCCAGGGCGUGUUCACAUCACACAAGCAACACUAGACUACUUGGGUGGAGAAUAUGAGGUUGAGGCAGGCCAUGGUGGAACUAGAAACCAAUACUUGCGGGACCACAGUGUUGCCACAUAUUUCAUUGUGCCCCCAGCUCGACGGAGAAAGCCGUUGUUAUUCAACACACUGCAGGUUCGGUCAGCACUGGGGGCAGCACAGCGUCGCAAACUCUCAUUCAAGAAUGUGUCUAGUGUGGUGGUCCAGCUGCUUCAUUCCAUCAAGUACUCAAUGGAGGUGCCAUUCUCUAACAUAGCCACUCCUGGUGACCAUAAGGCAAAUGCUGCUAGGAAGGUGCUAGACCUGCAGCGAGCGCUCCAUGCUGAUCCUUCCACUACAGGAGGAAGACCUUUUGGUGGAGCAGAGGCUCUCCACCUUCAUGACAUUGCCAAUAAGAACAAGGUAACAGAAAAAUUUAAGCGGCCAUUUAAGAAGAGGCAUUCAAGCGUGUACCAUCAACCAUCCAAUCGAGUUAACAAGUACUUGGCCCAAGCCAUUGAUGCUCGAAGUGUGGACAGGGAGAAGUCCACGCAUGUCAAUCUAGCAACUCUGUGUUUCAAAGACCAUGAGAAGGAGACUCAGUACCAUGAUGACACAGAUGUUGGGUUCAGCAGCUCCUUGGCUUGCUCAUUAGUUCUGCUGCUGCUGAUAGGAGGGCUCCAAGCUGUGAUAUUGCCACGUACAAUCAUUCUGUUGUUGUUAUUCCUCACUGCUUUCAUCUGGGUGUCAGUUGUACUGAUGCUUCUGCUGGCAGUGAGGCUGCAGUGGAUCCUCUGGGACAUCUCGCAGAGUUUUGUGUUACGUCUUGCCAUCACUGUGUUCACUAUUGUGUUAAUCUACACUGUAGCACAAGUCAAUGUCUUCACUUGUCGGUGGGAUGUGCCCUGUCCUAUGCAGUCUACAGCAAAUGUGACGCUGGACACAUCAACCUACCAUGAUCAUCGUGCCUGCCCCUUGCCCCAGUAUAUUAUUCUUUCAUGCACACUUGGGUACCUGGCUGUAGCUGUGUUCCUCCGGCUGCCCAUCCUUGUUAAGGGGAUCCUUCUUAUCGUCAUGGCUACAGUGUAUAUCUUGCUCAUUGAACUCUCCCAUAUAGCCCUGUUUCAUUGCUAUGAUCAGCGUGUCAGAUCAGUGGUUCCACAGCAUGUGCUGGGAGUUGUAUAUGUUCUCAUGUUCCUGUUGGCUGUUGUGAUUCAUGGCCGGCAAAUGGAGUGGACAGCUCGGCUGGACUUCCUGUGGCAGAUUCAGGCAAAUGAGGAAAAACGUGAGAUGGAUGCUUUGCAGCAUAGCAACAAACGCAUUCUCUUCAACCUACUACCAGCCCAUGUUGCCACACAUUUUCUAGACAACCAGUUUCGCAGUAACAUGAACACUUUGUCACAGGAUCUGUACCAUCAGAGCUACACUCGUGUUGGCGUUGUGUUUGCAUCCAUCACCAACUACCAUGAAUUCUACAUGGAGCUGGAUGGCAACAAUCAAGGAGUUGAAUGCCUUAGGCUACUUAAUGAGAUCAUAGCUGAUUUUGAUGAAUUGCUGGGUGAAGAACGUUUUAAAGCAAUAGACAAGAUCAAGACAGUUGGUUCUACAUACAUGGCUGCUGUAGGUCUCAUGCCUGAUCUUCGUAUAUUAGAUGAAGACGAAACAACGGCAGGAUUUUAUUUAAGUACACUAGUCGAAUUUGUGUUUGCAAUGAGGGAAAAAUUGCUCAAUAUUAAUGAGAACUCGUACAACAACUUCAUGUUAAGAGUGGGAAUCAACAUUGGACCAGUAGUUGCAGGUGUAAUAGGUGCAAGGAAACCCCAGUAUGACAUUUGGGGCAAUACAGUGAAUGUGGCAAGUCGUAUGGAUUCUACUGGACUGCCAAACCAUACACAGGUAACUGAAGAGGUUUACCAGGUGCUUAAGAAUUUCCCAUAUGAGUUCCAGUGCCGUGGUAAAGUAAAGGUGAAAGGAAAAGGUGACAUGACUACUUACUUCCUCACUGACCGUAAACAGCCAGGCACAGUCAGGGUAGAUGAUCUUCCUGGUAUGCGUAGCUCAGCUAAUACUGGAGGUGGGAACAUGUAUGGUGGAGUUGCCACUCCUUUGACCCUGUUACACCAGAUCCAACAAGGAAGUGCACCAGAGAUGAAUGGUAGAAGCAAACCACAGCGACCAUCAUGCUCUCGAGAUGAGGGGGGUGGAAACGGUGGUGGUGGCAGCACUUCUUCACUUUCCCAUCAUGGUGGCUUCUCGAGUGGGAUGCACCCCAGCUUGCUGCUGAGGAACACUUCAAGGCUCCCUCCCCUCCGUGAGAACAGUUGCAGGGAGAAUGGUGGCAGUGGAGGAAACAGGCAUGGGGAGUGCGAGCCGCUUCUCCCUCUGAGUGGUAAUGUGAUGAAGAUCCUCCCCAGCCAACAACAACGAUCCAAUUACAUCAGCAACAGUUCUGGUGGUAGUGGUGGUGGUGGUGGUGGUGGCAGCAGUGGUGGAGGAGGCGGAAACAAGAAGCUGCACCAGCAGAGGUCAGUGGGCGGAGGAGAUUUGGACGACCUAGCAAACUUACCGCCACCCCCUCUACCUCCUCAUAAAGGUGGUCUGCAAUUCACAAACUUCCAAGGACAUUCCUCAGCAUCUUCCAAAGGUGUUCCUAGACCACAAGAUGUGACAUGUUACACACCUCCUUGGCCCCGGGGAGGGGGAGGGCUCUCUGAAGUGGGUAACAAUCGUGUCAGUAGUGGCAAUCAUAUGAGUCAUAAUAACAGCAAUAACAUUAACAAUAUGGCAUCUUCACACCAUCAGAACAGUACGGGUAAUGACAUGAAUUCUGGUGCUGUGAAACCUUAUAUGAAACCACUACCCAAAUUACCAGGAAAAGAAUCGGCUUCUCCAAAUCACGGACGACAUCAUCGAAGUCAAACAAGAGGACAUAAUGCAUCAGCACCUCCAUUACCCCCCCAUCAACAACCUUUGCUUCCACCCUUACCCAUGAGACCCGCAGAGCACUGCUAUGCACGCACUGAGGAGGCAUCUGUCCGCACCAAACUUCGCAACAGCCACAACAACCCUCUCCUUCAUCUCCAGCGCCACUAUUCAGAUGAAAGCCUUCCAGGAGCAACAGGCUUCUAUUUCUCAAGCCCAGCUCAACAAAGGAUUCAUUCUUCUGCUGAUGAGAUCAGCUCCCUCAAUCACUCACCCAGUAUAAGCUCAUCUGAUGAGAGUUACAGUAGGACCACCGAUGCAGAUGCUUCGCCAUCUCCUUCCCCUCCCCCUCAUGCCACAGCUGGUGACCAUGCAUCCACACAGCAAUGGCUUUAUCCUUCUGACAUCCAGGUGGACCCUUCAUCCUCUCUAGAGAACUCGCCAAGAGCUUCUCUUGACUAUAUUCCCCCUCACUGUUACCUUCCUGGUGCUGGUGGCAAUCAUAACAAUAACCCCAGUGGUGGUGGUCAGUCUGGUGGGGGAAGAAUCUCUAAUAUAACAUCAUCUCAGGAUUUGCCUCCACCAAACCUGUCAUCAUCACAGUGCUUUUCCCCUUCCAGUCACCCGCCAACUAGUCGAAGUAGGAACAAUGCUUCCUCUGCGUCAGGUGUAGGUAUAGGUAGUAAUGGUUCAGGAGCCACAAGACACGACUGGAGCCUCUCUCCAGCUCGCCAUCGCACAGGAGAUGGGAGCAGUGAGCAUUCUAGCACCACCAACUCCCGCAGCAGAGGUACCAAAUCAACAGUGGCAACCAACACAGAAACUCUUCCUCCUGCUACAUUACUAGCUCUCGCUGCUGCCAGCAAUACAAUGGACUCUGCAUGCUGCAGCCCACUGCCACGUUCUAUUGAUGGGCAGGAUUCUUACAAGGGUGACAGCUGUGGCAGCUUUGAAUACAUAGGGCAUCGAAGUGCACUGAAACAUGCAGCUGAAAAGCCUCCAGGGAUACAUAGGGCAUCUAGUGCAAAUGGCGAACGUUGUCAUAGUACAUGUAGUGGCAAGUCUCCUAGUAGGAAUCUGAAACAGCUUCAUAAUCAGGACAAGAAACAAGGUGGGGCUAGUGGGGCUAGUGCGAGUGUUAAAACUGUGCCAAGUGAUUCGGCUUUAGUGUCACCUGAUGAUAACGUUGGAGCUAAGGUUGCAGGUGCAGUGAAACAGCCUUCAGUUAGUGAUAGUUUGGGUGAAAGGGAACAUCUGCCUGGAUAUGGAGAUGAUGUUGAGGAAGAAAAUUCACGUGCAACAUCCACAAGUGAGAGAUCAUCCAAAAAGGAUUGUUCUAGUCAGACAGAUAGGAAAGAUAUGUUGUCUAGAAGUCAUCGACGACAUAACUCUUCUGCGGGUUGUGCAGGAGGUACGGGGGGGACCAAAGUAGAAGCACACUCCCCACUCUCAUCAUCAAUAAAUACACGAUCCCUUGGUGCAGAUGGUAUGGGUUUGGCUUUGGCAGGUAAACUCACAUCUCCCAUUGUUGAAAUGGGUUCCAAAUAUCAUUACCAAGGUGCAGCGGCUGUUAUAGCGAAAAUACCCAACUUUGAACGUGAGAUUCAGAAACUUCUUGAAGACCAAAACCUUCUCAAGAACAUUCCACCAAAAUGUGAGAAAACACAUCAAAAUAAGGAGAUCAUAUCUCUUGAGGAGCUGAAGAAUGUGAAUCAAGUUUUGGCAGAAUUGGGACAUUCGAGCUAUCUGCUGGAAAGGGAUCCUGUUGUGGGCAUGUUAGGAAGAAGCCCUGGGAAGGAAACGAGCGAGUAUGAGAACCUAGAGAGUGAUGCCAUUGAUGAUGAUGAUGAUGGUGAUGAGAAGAAGGAGAACGCUGAAAUUGAAAGCUUUGAACGCGAGGAGAAGAGGAUAGUUGAGGAAGUGGAAAGACAGUCUGGAGAUGAAGAGCUGGAGGCAGAGGUAAAGCGAAUUCUUGAGGAAACAGCAAGACAACAGCAACAGCAGGAGGAGGAGCAGCAGCAGCAGCAAGAAAAUGUUUUUGGUGGGGAGACAAGCCAAUCAGAAUGGAGUGAAGAAGACGAUGACGAUGAUGAAGGUGCUGCGUCUGAACCGCUUCUUGCUGAUCGUGAAUCAACCGGUUACACGACUGAUGAUCCUGCACUAGAGAAUAUAUCCAUGUUGAAUGAGACAGGGCUCACUGAUGCCGAGGGUGCCCUAAGUGAUGUGAAUUCAGUGUUCAACGAUGCAGGACAUGAUGGAGACAUGGAUGACAACACCAGCAUGUCUUCUCGUGCUUCAUCACGAAUAUUUGAUUCAGAUGCAAUGAUGAGUUUAGAUUCACUUAGUGCCCUGUAUGACUCUGAGUAUGAUAAUUGUUACAGAACUGAUGAUGAUAUCAAUGCGUUACCAGACAGUGUGUCUGAUCUUGAUAGAAUUGACUAUUUUGCAGCUGUUGCUACUGACACAGAUAUUAACUUGGCUAAUAUCCGCUACAUGUCUGAAAGUAUUACCAGGAACUUUGGCCAACCAAGAAGUGAGACAGACCCAGACAGUGAUGUUUAGACAUGGUAACUACACAAAGCUUUCCAUGAGAGGGAAUGGCAACAGUUUAGCUCCUAGAUCUAUAUAUGCAUGUCAAAGCUACAGAAAGGCUGUGACAAAUGUAUUGUUUUACAUUACUCAGAAUACUGAAAGGGACUAUAGGUAGUGUGCAAUAACAUGUGUUAGAUAAAAUCUGUACCAUCAGAAAUGUUGCUGUUGGUAGUUACAGAUGUUUGCAUCCCUGCACUCUAAAAACACUUAAGCCCUAGGAAGUGUUACAACUCACUUCAAGAUCAGGAUAUGGUGUUAUACUAAAAUGAAGCUCACUUGUCACUUAUGUGUAAGGAGAAUGUGUCGCUCGGAAUUGAGAUACAGCAUAGUCUGUGUUGGUAUGAAGCCAGCUCCUUAAGAAAGAAUAAUUCAGCUCACAGUGUGAAAAAUUACACACAGAUUUUUAUUUCUCCACCGAGAUACAAAAUUAAUCUUAAGAAUGAUUUAUUGGACUUUAAAAAUGUAGGGUAUCCAGUUUGAUUGCCUGUAACUCAUGACUCCAGAGUUAAGUUAUAAAAUAAAAUAACAGUCUGGUUCUCUGGAGAAGGGAA
Cryptotermes secundus is the source of this 7978-nucleotide messenger RNA. It is a transcript of the gene rut, whose product is annotated as Ca(2+)/calmodulin-responsive adenylate cyclase. Gene Ontology annotation, biological process: adenylate cyclase-activating G protein-coupled receptor signaling pathway; cAMP biosynthetic process; intracellular signal transduction. Lineage: Eukaryota; Metazoa; Arthropoda; Insecta; Blattodea; Kalotermitidae. Gene Ontology annotation, cellular component: plasma membrane. The record is from RefSeq and is a predicted model, not a curated record. The coding region runs from base 642 to 7397 and encodes 2251 amino acids. The transcript is spliced from 26 exons. Gene Ontology annotation, molecular function: adenylate cyclase activity.